This is a messenger RNA of Rhodamnia argentea, 1387 nucleotides long. Its product is annotated as COMPASS-like H3K4 histone methylase component WDR5B. The record is from RefSeq and is a predicted model, not a curated record. Gene Ontology annotation, molecular function: protein binding. NCBI's taxonomy places the organism in Eukaryota, Viridiplantae, Streptophyta, Magnoliopsida, Myrtales, Myrtaceae. The transcript has 3 exons. The coding region runs from base 88 to 1044 and encodes 318 amino acids.
UAAUUUUGUCUCUCAAUCCACGCUAUAAAAUGGCAGUCCCAAACGGACAUAAAUUCCCAUGUAAUUUAACCAGCUUGAUCAGAGAAGAUGGCCAGCGGUGGCGCCACCGCCCUAGCCCCGCCGCCGGGUUACAGACCCUACCGUCACCUGAAGACCCUGACCGGCCACUCCAGUGCCGUCUCCUGCGUCAAGUUCUCCAACGACGGCACCCUCGUCGCCUCCGCCUCCCUCGACAAAACCCUAAUCAUCUGGUCCUCCUCCACCCUCUCCCUCCUCCACCGCCUCGUCGGCCACUCCGAGGGCGUCUCUGACCUCACCUGGUCCUCCGAUUCCCACUACAUCUGCUCCGCCUCCGACGACCGCACCCUCCGCAUCUGGUCCUCCCGAUCCCCCUUCGACUGCCUCAAGACCCUCCGGGGCCACACCGACUUCGUCUUCUGCGUCAACUUCAACCCCCAGUCCAGCCUCAUCGUCUCCGGAUCGUUCGACGAGACGAUACGCAUCUGGGAGGUCAAGACCGGCAAGUGCCUCAACGUGAUCAGGGCUCACUCCAUGCCCGUGACGUCCGUGCACUUCAACCGCGACGGCUCGCUCAUUGUUUCGGGGAGUCACGACGGCUCGUGCAAGAUCUGGGACACCAAGAACGGGGCUUGCUUGAAGACGCUGAUCGAUGAUACAGUGCCCGCUGUUUCUUUCGCCAAGUUCUCGCCGAACGGCAAGUUCAUUCUCGUCGCCACUCUCAAUGACACACUCAAGCUGUGGAACUACGCAACCGGGAAGUUCUUGAAGAUUUAUGCUGGUCAUAAGAACAGUGUCUACUGUUUGACUUCUACAUUCUCUGUUACAAAUGGAAAGUACAUUGUUAGUGGUUCGGAGGAUCGGUGCAUCUGCAUAUGGGAUCUCCAAGGGAAGAACCUAAUUCAGAAACUCGAAGGCCACUCUGAUACAGUCAUUUCUGUCACGUGCCAUCCGACGGAGAACAAGAUUGCAUCUGCUGGCCUUGAUUCUGAUAGAACUGUGAGAAUUUGGGUUCAAGAUGCUUAACUGCAUAGGCUGUGAUGUAUAGAUAUGAGAGUCGCCCAUAGAAGUUCAUGGGUUUCAUGGCACACAGAGACGAUUCUGGUGGCUUCCAUGAAAUAAAAGCACUGGGUUUUACUGAUCUAGCUUUAGGGAAGCAAAUUUGUCUUUGAGGAGCAAAGAUGCUGGUAGUCUUGCUUUGAAUUAGUUUCCUGGUUCAAAGCUUCAAGUCUUCUGAAGAUUCUAAAUUCAUUCAUUUGCUUUCGCAUGUCAAUUGAUAAUCAGGGCUAUGUACCUUAACAUAUUUUCGGGUUCUUUAUCAAAUUGUUGAUGUUGCAUUCAUGGACAAUUGUUAAACUUAUUCUGUGCU